This is a messenger RNA of Nicotiana attenuata, 1242 nucleotides long. RefSeq names its product microtubule-associated protein futsch-like. NCBI's taxonomy places the organism in Eukaryota, Viridiplantae, Streptophyta, Magnoliopsida, Solanales, Solanaceae. Bases 1 to 1242 code for a protein of 413 amino acids. The record is from RefSeq and is a predicted model, not a curated record. The transcript has 5 exons.
AUGCUUGGACAAUGCCCUCGAGCUGAUGAACCCUCGAGAGUAGUGAAGCAAGAACAGUUUAAGAGCACGGUUCCAUGGAUGCCCGGUGCAAUCCUGAACCUCGAAAGCUGGGUUCGAAAGCUGGCUUCGACUUCUACAUAUGCUGAGCGCUCGUGGCGCAAUUUAGCGAGGGGCCGAUGGGAGGCCAAGAAUCAUGGCCGCCCCGCCUGGGGAAGAGGAGGUUCCGAAGCCGUCGAAAGAGAAGAAAAGAAAAGGGUCUCGCCUUCCGAUAUUCCAAAGCCCAAGAAGAGCAAGGCUCGUAAGUCGAAGAAUGACACUGCCGCUCUGCCUGCCAACGUAGCCCAAAAGCUACGAGAUGAAGAAGAGGAGAAAGAAGAUGUGGACUACGAGCUGGUGGCUCGAAAGAGGGUAAGCGUCGAAGCUUCAAAAGCAACUAAGCCGGUGACGGUCGAGGAGGCUCAUCUUCGGACCGAGGAGAUCUCGGAAGAUGGCUGUGACGCUCGGGAAGCGUUUUCCAAAUCCCGAGCUGAGCUGAAACGGUGUGAGGACGAUCUCAAAAGGCUCACGGAGGAGAGAGAUGCCCUCAAACUCCUCUAUGUGCAGAAAGAAGAGGAGGUCAGGGACCUCCGAGCUGAAUUGGCAAUAACUCAUAAAGGGCAGACCAAUCUCAUCGAGCAGGUUCAGCAGAAGGCCGAAAAGAUUGAGCAGCUUCGCGAGGAGGCUGAGAUGAAAGAGGCAGAGACUUUGGGGUGGAAGCAGAGCAUGGACCGCCUCGCCUCGGAGAAAGAUACCGCUCGAGCCCAACUAUCUUCGACUGAGCGUCAAAUCCAAAGUAUGAAGGAAGAGAGCUUGGCCCGAGCCAAGAAAAUUGAAGAGCUCAAGACUCGAUUGGCCGCUGAUCUUGCAAAGGCCGCAUCUGAAGCGAAAAGAGUAAAGGCCGACGCGGAGGCGAUCGUGGCCGUCUACCAUGCCGUUGCUAAAGGCGCUAACGCUCGAGCAAAGGAAAUUUCCGAUGCAGCUCAUGUUCGAUUAUCCUGCGUUGCCGAGCAUACUAAGUGCCAGUCUCGGAGAAAGACUCUCGAAGAGAUUCAUGCUCGCGACUUUGACCUCAUGGCCGAUAUCGAGAAUGCGAAAGGGCUAGAGGCCGAAGCCGAAGCUUUGCUCUCUGAUGAUGAUGACUCCGGGAGUGCGACCGGAUACGAGAGCGGAGAAGAUAAAGAUGAAGCUCCGGGGGAAGAUUAG